AUGAGUGGGCUCCUUCAAAACAUCUACCAUCUCCGCCGGGUAGCAGACACCGCCGCAAAGGCGUGCUACGUCUGCCACAAGCCCUCGAGCAGCGUGAUGAUUACGCCCGACAACAAGGAUUUCUUCUACAUUUGUCCUAUUCAUCUGAAGGAUCGGCAUUUCUGCUCUCCUAUCGUUGACACAGAGGAAGAGGAAAAGAAGAAGAAAGAAGAAGCAUUAGCAAAAGAGAUCGAGAAAGUAAAGAAGGAGUACGAAGAGAGACAGAAAAAGAAGAAAGAGAAGUCGAAAGAAAAGAAGUCCGACGAAGAGUCAAAGAAGGAAGAAGGAUCAUCCACCGACAAAAAGGCGGACAAUGACGAGAAGGAACAAGACGAUAAGAUCGAAUCCCUCAAGAAAUCAGCACAGUCCACGUCCACGUCCACGCCCGCGUCGGAUGACGGGCCUCGUAUUUUUGCAUUGCAUAAGUAUGGUCCUAACCCGAUUCAGGACCCUUACUCCCUUUGCCAGCUCAUCAUGAUCUGA
Aspergillus pseudotamarii is the source of this 522-nucleotide messenger RNA. Its product is annotated as AAA-ATPase Vps4-associated 1 family protein. The record is from RefSeq and is a predicted model, not a curated record. Gene Ontology annotation, biological process: vacuolar transport. Gene Ontology annotation, cellular component: endosome. The coding region runs from base 1 to 522 and encodes 173 amino acids. NCBI's taxonomy places the organism in Eukaryota, Fungi, Ascomycota, Eurotiomycetes, Eurotiales, Aspergillaceae. The transcript has 3 exons.